Molecule: messenger RNA, 419 nt
Organism: Sus scrofa (pig)
Lineage: Eukaryota; Metazoa; Chordata; Mammalia; Artiodactyla; Suidae
Source: RefSeq, a predicted model, not a curated record
GGUAUUCUAAUGCCAGUUGGAGACAUGCUUAUUCAGAAGACAAUUAAAAAGGAAGCUGUCCUUGAAGAAGGUACAAUUGCUUUUAAAAAUUGGGUUAAAACAGGCACAGAAGUUUACAGACAGUUUUGGAUCUUUGAUGUGCAGAAUCCAGAGGAAGUAGCAAUUAAUAGCAGCGUAAUUAAAGUUGAGCAAAGAGGUCCUUACACGUACAGAUUGACAACUUACAAUCAAAUAUAAUGAAGUAACAGUGCUUAUGAGGGUAAUGCCUGCUGCCUAGUAUCAUGAUCAAUCAGUUGCAAAGGCCUAUUGACUGUUCUGUCCUAGUAACUAUCCUCAAAUUCCCUGUCUCCAGGAACAUGUCUGUGACUAUUCACAACUCUGUCAAAUAAAAGUUGAUUGUCCUUGUUACAGAAAAAAGU